Molecule: messenger RNA, 1140 nt
Organism: Protopolystoma xenopodis
Lineage: Eukaryota; Metazoa; Platyhelminthes; Monogenea; Polystomatidea; Polystomatidae
Source: the annotation of a GenBank genome assembly
AUGUCCGGCAGUCGGCUUCCCACGCAUCCCAUGACUCAGGCAGCCGGCCAUUUGUCACGUGGCCCAUGUGCUCCGGCCAAACAGGUGGCUCUUUCUGUUGCCGGCGCCGAGAUUGCCCAUCCCACCGCCAUGACCCACGAGCUGGGCCCCUCCAGCCUGCCGGAGCUGGCCAGCACCAUUCUGCCGCCCUGGGCCCUGCUCAAAUGGCUGGCCUGGUGUCGGCCAGUCUCCGACGGGAAAUUUCCCAACUGGCCGGCCGUCGGCAAAUCCCCAGACGUCCCGGCCGCCGGGUCACAUCUCGUCUCGCCCAGUCCCACUCCAGCCACAGGCCAGGCGGACUCGAGUUCACACUCCAUUCACGCCGCCACGUCGUCUCCUUCGGCUGCCUCGUCUGCCUCUGCUCUCUCGCUCUACUCCAUUCUGCUGGCGGCUGAACAGUUGAUCCGAUCUGACCACCUGAAACGAGACAAGCCGGCCGAUCGAGAGACUCCCUUGGACCUCAGCCUCACCGAUCCGGAUCCGUUGGUGCCGCCCGGCCGAGUGGAGCCGGGACUACGAUCGGACGCAAAGAUGGCGCCGAAAGAGGCGUCUGGAGCGGAAGAAAGCUCACCGAUUGCCAUUCCCAGUCGAGAUUGCUUCAGUCAACCUCUGCCGGACGACUCGGUCCAUUCAGUCAAUCUGGCCUUUAGCUCGAGCCCAUCGCCGACGCCAAAAGAGGCGACUGGCCGAGGCCCGCGACUCAGCUCAUGUGGGACGUCUGCCCUCAAAGAAGCCGACACUUUGACCGGACUUCAAAUGGCCCAGACGGCGGCAUCUACGUCCGACGACAGUCCGUUCGGCUCGUCUGUCGCCAGACCCGAAGCUCAGAUGUUGAUGCGUCGCAUCGUAACCGAGCAAUGUGCUCCUUCAGGCCAGUCUGGUCUACUCUUCCCGGUGGGCACCGGUGGUCCGGGCAAACAGCCGGUGACACGUUGUUUCCAGUGCAAAUGUCUUCUGGCCUCUCUGCCCGAGCUGAAUGCCCACUUCGUGCGCGAGCAUGCCUCCGCUUUGCGACGGGAAUUCGAGCAGGCACGCUCGUGGAAGUCCCACGCCGUAGAAGACAUGUGCAUUCAGGUGAGUCGCCAUUACCUCGGGCCAUGA